GUGUGUUUAGUUGGUGGAUUCUAGCGAUGAACCUCUCUCUUCUGCUUGAGAACCUGAAGACACGCUUCGAUCAGAAGCGGUUCAAGGCCACAGUCAACAAACGGAGACACUCUGGGUUGAGGGAUGCAUUCUUUGAGACCACGUUCCAGCAGAUGUUUGUGGAGGACCGCAGGUCUGGUAGAGAUGACCUACUCUUCUACGUCAAGUAUGACGUCAAUGAAGACAAGGACACAGUCGACGUG
Messenger RNA from Geodia barretti, 242 nucleotides. NCBI's taxonomy places the organism in Eukaryota, Metazoa, Porifera, Demospongiae, Tetractinellida, Geodiidae. The record is from the annotation of a GenBank genome assembly.